AACUCUGCAGGAGAGGCAGGCAGGGAGGGAGGGAGGGACGGACAGACAGACGGAGCUGCUCCUCUCUGCUCUCACCUCCCUUUGAGCUUACCAGAGCUCUGCCUGCUGUGGAGGCCCGAGGCAUGGGGACGAGGGGAUGGACUCUUUCCACCUUUGUGGGAUGCUGCGUAUGGAUUCUGCAUGGGCUCGGGGCUGCUGCUGCUGUCCCUGUCACUACCGAGGGGCCAUUUGCUACAGGGACAGCUUCUCCCAUCACAGCAGAGAGUGAGGGGCCCCGUGACGUGGUGAUGGGCACUGUGGAGACAAGCACCACAGUAGCUGAUGCUGAGAGAGCUGGGAGCAGCCUCACGGGGAGCCCAUCGAGCACACCCUUCCCUCUCGGGGCUGAGCCAGACGUUUUGGUGACAGCGGUGAGCGAAUACAGCUCUACAGUACCAACACUGACAAACGUGACCAAACCUCUUAACACGUCUCAGGAUAUUGAGAAGAGUUUGGCUGCUCCCACUGCAGCCACGGCUGCUGCCGCCAUCUCCUCACAGCACCCAGCUGUCACACCAGAAACAGAACUUGAUGUAACAGGGGCUGCUCCCGAAGCCCCCCUGGGGACCACCCCUCUCUUUGCAGAUGUUAAGGAGGACAUCCUUGCGGCCGUGACCAGAGAAGGAGCAGAAGACCUAGACCCCACCUCUGUCGCAGUGUCCCUCCCCACCACCCCUUCACUGGCAGCCUCCUGGGGGGCACAGCCAACUGCUGGCAGCCCCGUGGGUGCCAGUGUCACCAUGCUGUUGAGCCAAGGGCUGACCACAGCCGUGGGAGCAGUUGAGGAAGGUGUAACCCUGCCUGGGGGUAUUCAAAGCGAAGCCAGUGCCAACUCCUUGAGCCCCAUCCCUGGUGCUGGGUGGCUGCUUACAACCCAGCAGGAUGGAGUGGUGAGUGGGGCUGUGGACAUCACCCCAGAGCCAGUGGGAGAAAUGGCCCCAGCUGUCGAGGAAAGUCUCUCAGCUUCAGUUCCUGGAGAUGCAGUAAAUGAUGAUUUCAGCAUAGCCAGCUCAUCCCACCCAACAGUGUUGGGAACAGUGGGAAACCCAGGGGAGCCCUCCCUCCUGCCUGGCCAGGCAGUGCUGAGCCCGACUGCCUCAGUGGCAGCGGCCAGUGGUGGGGACAAGGAAGGGCAGGGAGCUCCCGGGGUGUCCUCAGAGGGUCCUGGAUCAGCCCUGUCACCCGCUGCUAACGAGGUGCCUGAGGUGACAGGGGACACAGCCGCAUCACUGCUGGCUCCAAGUGUUCCCACUGAUGCACAGAGUGACAUGAAUCGCCCAGUCCCGGCCACUGCGCUGCCCACAGGGGAUGUGGGUCUGACCAAACUACCCCUGCAUCCUGUCCCAUGGCAGAACCCCACCGGAGAACACCCACCACUGCUUUCUGCUGCUCUGCCAUCCCUCACGGACAUCCCCGGCACUCCUGGGGCUGCUUACCCACCCCUGGGGGAUGGAACCAGCACUCUGUCUGCAGCUGAUGAUAAGGAAGAGACACUAGUGAGUCCAGACCUCAGUGCUGCCCAGGGAGCACCUGUGUCUCCAUCCUUCGGGGGGUCACAGCCAUGGGGGACAGCAGCCAGUGCUCCCCAGGGAGCCGAUGGACCUGGCACUAGCUUGAGUUCAGCUUCAGAUGCCCCCAAACCAGGAUCUUCUGUACCAGGAUCUGAUGGACUGGCAUGGCCCACUGGGGUCCAGGAUCCAGGGGCUGAGGGUGCAGAGGACACGGCACAGGCAGGAGGUCCAGGGGAUGGCAGUUCCUAUGCAGGUACCCAGAGUGACACGAGUCCUUCAGCUGUCAGCACUCAGCAGGGUCCCACUAACACCGGAGAGCUGCCGGCUGGAGGAACAGGAGAUUUGGUGGAUGCUGAACUGUCCCCUCCAUCAGCUCUUGGGGAUGGAGCAGGAGCAACGUCGGCACUGGGACAAGUGUCCCCACUUGGUCCCGCACCUCCCAGCAGUGCUGGGCUGCAGCCCGACCUUUCAGGGGCUGAAGGACCAGGAGACCUGCCCGGUGAAUUCCCCAGUGCUUCUGGGGCUGCUUACCCACCCCCAGGGGCUGCGGCUGGCCCCGUGUCUGGGGCAGAGACACCAGUGAGCGCAGACCUAGGUGCUGCCCAGGGAGCACCCGUGUCUCCAUCCUUCGGGGAGUCACAGCCAUGGGGGACGGCAGCUGGUGCUCCCCAGGGAGCAGGUCUCCCUGGAGCCAACGGAGCAGGUACUGACUUGACUUCGGCAGGGGAUGUCCCCAGCUCAGCGGUGUAUGGACCAGCAGGAUCCCCAUCAUCUGCCCUCGAGGACCAGCUUGGCACAAACCUGGGGCUGCCGGCAGCAGAGGGACACGGAGGCGGCGCGGCAGAGUCGGUGCUGGGAGGAGCAGGCAGUGGGACUGGGUUUGAGCCAUCACUGGUCUCUGCUGCAGGCAGUGGGACGGCGGCUGAGGUGGACCAAGUGCCUGGUGCAGGUUCCUCAUCUGGUCCUGCCUCUCCCAGUGAUGUGGUGGCAGCAUCCUCUGUUUCAGAGGGUGAUGGAGCAGGACCCAUCCCAGAUGCAGCCCCUGGCCCUGACAACCUGUCCCCAUCCUCUCCAGACAGUGAAACUGGCCCAGAGCUCUCUCUGGUGCAGGGGCCUGAGACCACAGGGGAUGUGGCACAGGCAGGAAAUUCAGAGGGUGAAAGUCCCUACAUGGAGAAAAUUCCUUCAGCCGUCAGCACUCAGCAGGGUCCCACUAACACCGGAGAGCUGCCGGCUGGAGGAACAGGAGAUUUGGUGGAUGCUGAACUGUCCCCUCCAUCAGCUCUUGGGGAUGGAACAGGAGCAACGUCGGCACUGGGACAAGUGUCCCCACUUGGUCCUGCACCUCCCAGCAGUGCUGGGCUGCAGCCCGACCUUUCAGGGGCUGAAGGACCAGGAGACCUGCCCGGUGAAUUCCCCAGUGCUUCUGGGGCUGCUUACCCACCCCCAGGGGCUGCGGCUGGCCCCGUGUCUGGGGCAGAGACACCAGUGAGCCCAGACCUAGGUGCUGCCCAGGGAGCACCCGUGUCUCCAUCCUUCGGGGAGUCACAGCCAUGGGGGACGGCAGCUGGUGCUCCCCAGGGAGCAGGUCUCCCUGGAGCCAACGGAGCAGGUACUGACUUGACUUCAGCAGGGGAUGUCCCCAGCUCAGCGGUGUAUGGACCAGCAGGAUCCCCAUCGUCUGCCCUCGAGGACCAGCUUGGCACAAACCUGGGGCUGCCGGCAGCAGAGGGACACGGAGGCGGCGCAGCAGAGUCGGUGCUGGGAGGAGCAGGCAGUGGGACUGGGUUUGAGCCAUCGCUGGUCUCUGCUGCAGGCAGUGGGACGGCGGCUGAGGUGGACCAAGUGCCUGGUGCAGGUUCCUCAUCUGGUCCUGCCUCUCCCAGUGAUGUGGUGGCAGCAUCCUCUGUUUCAGGUCCAGGCAGCCAGAAUGCCCUCGGAGGGGCAGAUGGUGCUCUUGGAGCUCUGCAGCCUUCCCUGGGUGCUGGGCCUGGAGCCCCUCCUGCUGCAGAAGGGGCAGGUGAAACGGCUGGUGACGGAGGGUCCCUGGGGCAGUCCCAGGCCCCUGCUGGAGAGGGAUCAGCUGGUUCAGGAGCCCCUGACAAAGAAAUGGGAGCCGUGCUGCAGUCUGCGUCUUCUUCCCCAUCUACAGAGGGGUCUUCAUCAGCUGGGACAGCUGGUGAGGCUGCUAAUGGAGCGAGCCUUCCUGGAGCUGGUGGAGCUGGCAGUGGCUUGAGCACAGGCUCGGAGGCUGCUGGCCCUGAGGAACCCCCUAUGUCUGCCCCCGGCAUCCAGAGUGGUGCCAAUCUUGGACUUUCUGAUGCAAAACUGAGCCAAGUCAAUGUGGUGGAGGCGCCUGGAAGAGCCUCAGUGAACGGGGAGCCUUCCCCUGGUGCCAGCCUGGGAGAGGGCACAGGAGCCAUCACACAGACUGCAUCGGGAGCGCUGGCCCCGUCCACCCUCACCUCUCCCCAGGAGAUGCAGUCCUCAGUCCCGGUGGCUCCAAAUGGCAGUGGCAUCUCUGACAGCAUGUCCACCUCACUGACAGCUUCUCUGCUUCUUCCUGGGCAUGAGCUGAACUCAGGGCUGACACCCAACGGGGACCCCCGCUCUACCCCCGGCACCCAGAGUGAGAGCAGACCCCUGGUGCCAGGGGCACUGGGUGGGCUGGCAGGAGAUGCUGGAGGCGGUCAGACAUGGUCUCUUGAAGAUGAGGUGGCCUCAGGGAUGCUGGCACCUUCGGGAGAAGUGUCCCCCCAUGCCCUCACAUCCCCCAAUACCGUCCCGGCACUGCUUUCUGCUCCACAGAGAGAAACUGCUGCGGAGGGGGUGUCCACCAGCCCCGGGCUUGCUGCUCCCCUUUCAGCACUUGCAGCUGUGCCCCUCUAUGGAUAUGGAACAAGGGAAAAUGAUUGGGAGUAUGUGGAAAGAAAGGUGGAUUUUAAUUCUCCGCUUUUCAAGCCAGAGACUGGAUUCCCGUUUGGGAAAAAACUGCACAACUCUCUCUACUUUACAGACAACGGACAAAUCAUUUUCCCAGCCUCAGACAACAGCAUCUUCACGUACCCCAACCCUCCUCCCAGCGGCUUCAACGGUCACGAGGAGGUUCCCAUGAUUGCUGUGUUUUGGGACAACGCUGACUUUUCCAAAGGCGUCGGGACCACCUUUUACCAGGAGUUCCUCACCCUUAACACGGCCAAGCCUCCAUUUGUCCGUGAUGUGGAAGCGAAGAUUCGGCGGUAUCUGAGGUCCUCCUACUCCGCUGCCUGGACCCUGAAGAUCACCUGGGAGAAGGCACCUGCCUACACAGCAUGGACCGACACCCGGAGGACGAUCACAUACCAGGCAGUCCUGACCACUGAUGGCUUCAGGUCCUACGUCUUGAUGCUGUACCAGGAGGGAGGCAUGCAAUGGGAUUACACCAGGCUUGCUGCCACCAACGCGCUCAUCGGCUACACCAGUGGGGAUGGCUUUUACCGCAACGAUGACCUGACUCGGAGACCUCCAGCUGCUAAAUAUCGCCCUGACCAGUUCAGGGGCUACAACACAGACCUCCGUGGGCUGUGGAUUUACAAGCUGGAGAGCCGCGUGGGUGUCAACUACCGGCUGAAGUGCCUGGCGUGGACGGGGCGGCAGCAGGAGCCGCAGGCGUGGAGCCGGGGCCUGCCCGCCUGCCCCUGCUCCCUGCAGCAAGGGCAGCAGGACCCACGAUUCAAGAGCAGCCGGGGAGGCUGGUGGGCUGCCCGUGUCUCCAUGCUGCACUCGGCCUCCCCCAACCAGCACGGUGCCGGCGUCCGCUGCCUGUACGACGGCCAGAGCCAGCUCAUCGAGGGGCGGCAGGAGAGGUACUGGAGGUCCUCCAGGCAGGCGUCCCCGUACCGUGACCAGGAGCUGAAGUUGUACGACUGGUGCUGUAACCAGGCGGGCAGCGCCCGCCUCUGCGCCCGCUACAACGAGAAGAGACCCAAGAUUGGCUGUGAUGGAUACCAGUCACCCGGCACGGGCUCCUCGGAGGAGGCAGAGAGUGACUCAGAGGAGCAGAGAGAUGAAGAGGACAAGUAACUGGGGAGUUGCACACCUGCAGCACAGUCUGGGCCAUGGUUGAUCCUCCAAGUCCUUUGCUCCUGCUCAUACCCUGUCACCCCCUGCUCCCCACAGCACCCAUCACCCCUGCCCACCACGUAGGGCAGCUCACUCGGCCAGUGCCUGCAGUUGCCUUCACUGGCACAAAUUCAUGUUUCUAACUCAGACUUGUCCCAAGGAGCCAGUUGCUUUAGUUGCUCUUCCCCAGAUGCAGCUGAGCGGGUGACCGUGGGCAUCUCCUUGCUGGUGGGGAGGUGGGCAGGUACCCCCCACAUGUCCACCACCCCCAUCCUCCCUGCACCACUCUGCACCUCUCACAAUGCGGGGUGAGGGUGACCCCCUCGGAACUUGGGGAAUGGGGUUUUUGCACCUUGUGUGGGUUGACUGUGACCAAGCCCCCGAGUGCUGCAGUGCGCCAGGCUUGCCCUGUGAGCUGGUCCUGUCUUGUCCCCCACUUCUGUCCCCCAGCCACCCCUCCCCAGGCCCUGUGCCCACGAGCAGGGGUGAUUCUGUGGAUCAAACCAGAGUCUGCUUGAUGUAUCUGCUGGGUGUGUGAAGGCAAAAAUCAACCCCAUGAUCAGAAACGUUGGGAGAAUAAUAUUUUUUUUUAUGCAUAAGAGAGCAUCCACUUUUCUUAAAGAAAAAAAAUAAUAAUAAAUCCUUGUAAAAUCUUGUCUGUUCAAUAAAGCCUCCAAGGGGUCUGAGCAUCA
Tyto alba (common barn owl) is the source of this 6343-nucleotide messenger RNA. RefSeq names its product mucin-4-like. Lineage: Eukaryota; Metazoa; Chordata; Aves; Strigiformes; Tytonidae. The record is from RefSeq and is a predicted model, not a curated record. The coding region runs from base 123 to 5612 and encodes 1829 amino acids. Gene Ontology annotation, biological process: cell-matrix adhesion. The transcript is spliced from 12 exons.